ACUGGCCAGUCCCUCCAAAUGUCUGGGGUUCCCUUCCUCCGUCCCCGUUUCUCGGACUGACGGCGAGACCAAGGACGGCCCCGUCCUGGCCGGGGGUAUCCAAGCUCCGCCAGGCCGAAACGCCGAAGCGAGGGGCGGGGUCUGUCGCGCAGGGAUCCGGGGCGGCCCCCGCGUCCUCAGAGGGGAGCUAGUGGCGCCAGAAUUCGUAGCGCAGAAGAGCCCUGCUGCCGCCGCCUCCCGGCCCGUUCUCUACCCUCAUCCGCCUGGAGGGGAAGAAGAUGGUGAUCCUGCGUAGCAGCUCCGAGCUGCACGGCCGCUCCCCGGCCUCGGCAGCCGCGCGGAGUGCGGACGCUGGCGGCGGCAACUUCUCGGACCCUCUGGACUUGAGUUCCGAGUUCCUCACCUUGGAGCCCCUUGGCAGCGGGAGGAGGCAGCUGCGGUCCAGCAGCGCCAUGGGCAAGGCGGCGGCCGCCGUCUCCGCCCCGGCCUCCGCCGCCGCCACCCCCGCCUGCGUGACUCGUUCGUCAGUUAAGGAAGUUGAAAGUUUCAGUACAAAUGUGUUAAGAUCAUUGAGGAAAACUGAACAGCAUUCUUCAGACUCUAGUUUUGACAAGAAUAUGGAAAUAUCAAGUGAUACAACUAAUGGAAGACAUUUUACAAGGCAAUUGGCCAGACAGCAGGCCGAUAAAAAAAAUGAAGAUUGCAAAGAAGACAAAGUGAUUCCAGUUACUCGGUCUUUGAGGACUAGAAAUGCUGUUCAAACUACAGAGCAUCUUCAUGAAGAGAAUGGUGAUGUAGAAGUUCGACGAAGUUGUAGGAUCAGAAGUCGUUACAGCACUGUGAAUCAAUCUGUACUGUUUGACAAACUUAUAACAAACACUGCUGAAGCCGUAUUGCAGAAAAUGGAUGAUAUGAAAAAGAUGCGUAGACGUCGAAUGAUUGACUUGGAAGACUUGGGAGUAUUUAAUGAUGCCGAAGAAGAAAAUCUUGACAUGUACUCUAGAGGAAAGCAAAAAAAUGUUCAAAGAACUGAUGAAGAAACUACUGAUAAUCAGGAUGGCAGUGUAGAAUCUUCUGAAGAAGGUGAAGACCAGGAAGAUGAAGAUGAAGAUGAAGAUGAAGAUGGGGAAGAGGAUAAUCAAAAACGCUAUGAUCUUAGACAGCGAAAGACUGCUGUGCAUUAUCAGGCUCCCCUGGAAAAACCCCGGCAUCAGAGAAAACCUAACAUGUUUUAUAGCGGCCCAGCCUCUCCUGCAAGGCGAAGAUACCGAUUUAGUUCUGCAGGACCAAGAAGUCCUUAUUGUAAAAGGAUUAACAGGCGAAGGCAUGCAAUCCAUAAUAGUGAUUCUACAUCAUCAUCUUCUUCUGAUGACGAUGAUGAUGAACAACAUUUUGAGAGACGGAGGAAAAGAAGCCGUAGUAUGGCUAUUAGCAGGUGCCUUCCAUUGAACUUUCGGAAAGAUGAAUUAAAAGGAAUUCAUAAAGAUCGAAUGAAAAUUGGUGCAAGCUUGGCUGAUGUUGAUCCAAUGCAAAUAGAUUCUUCAGUACGAUUUGAUAGUGUUGGUGGGCUUUCAAACCAUAUUGCAGCUCUAAAAGAAAUGGUGGUCUUUCCAUUGCUUUAUCCAGAAGUCUUUGAAAGAUUUAAAAUUCAGCCACCAAGGGGUUGUUUGUUCUAUGGCCCUCCUGGAACCGGAAAGACGCUUGUUGCCCGAGCACUUGCCAAUGAAUGCAGUCAAGGUGAUAAAAGAGUGGCCUUUUUUAUGAGAAAAGGUGCUGAUUGUUUGAGUAAAUGGGUAGGGGAAUCUGAACGACAACUACGUUUGUUAUUUGAUCAGGCUUAUCAGAUGCGUCCUUCAAUUAUUUUCUUUGAUGAAAUUGAUGGUCUGGCUCCUGUUAGGUCAAGCAGACAAGAUCAAAUUCACAGUUCCAUUGUAUCGACCUUACUAGCACUUAUGGAUGGAUUGGAUAGUAGGGGAGAAAUUGUUGUUAUUGGAGCUACCAAUAGACUGGAUUCUAUAGAUCCUGCUUUACGAAGACCUGGCCGAUUUGACAGAGAAUUCCUUUUUAGCUUACCAGAUAAAGAUGCUCGAAAAGAAAUUCUAAAGAUACAUACAAGAGAUUGGAAUCCCAAGCCAUUGGAUAUAUUUCUUGAAGAACUUGCAGAAAAAUGUGUUGGAUACUGUGGUGCAGAUAUUAAGUCCAUAUGUUCUGAAGCUGCUCUUUGUGCUCUACGUAGACGUUAUCCUCAGAUAUAUACAAGUAGCGAGAAACUACAGUUGGAUCUCUCAUCGAUUAAUAUCUCAGCUAAGGAUUUUCUAGUAGCUAUGCAAAAGAUAAUACCAGCCUCUCAAAGGGCUGUGACAUCACCGGGACAGGCACUGUCUACUAUUGUGAAACCUCUCCUUGAAAACACUGUUUGUAAGAUCUUAGGGGCCAUACAAAGAGUGUUUCCACAUGCAGAACUUGGAACAAAUAAAGGACCAAAGUCAGAUGUCCCUGGGCCUCUACUAGAAAGUGAUUUAGCAUAUAGUGAUGAUGAAGUUCUCUCAGUAUACGAAAAUGGGCUUUCUCAGAAAGCCUUCAGUAAAACAAAAGAAAAUGUUAAUUUCCUUCAUCUCAAUAGAAAUGCUUAUCACCAGCCUAUAUCUUUUCGACCAAGAAUCUUGAUAGUAGGAGAGCCAGGAUUUGGGCAGAGUUCUCAUUUGGCACCUGCUGUGAUUCAUGCUUUGGAAAAGUUUACAGUAUAUACCUUGGACCUUCCUGUUCUUUUUGGAGUCAGUACCACAUCACCUGAGGAAACAUGUGCCCAGGUGAUCCGUGAAGCCAAGAGAACAGCCCCAAGUAUAGUGUAUGUUCCUCAUAUCCACUUGUGGUGGGAGACAGUUGGAUUAACACUUAAAGCUACUUUUACCACAUUGUUACAGAAUAUUCCCUCAUUUGCUCCAGUUUUACUGCUUGCUACUUCAGAUGUACAACAUACUACUCUUCCAGAAGAGGUACAAGAAUUAUUUAUUAGUGAUUAUGGAGAGGUUUUCAAUGUCCAGUUGCCUGGUGGUGAAGAAAGAACAAAAUUUUUUGAGGAUUUAAUUCUGAAUCAAGCUGCUAAGCCUCCUGCAUCCAAAAAAAAAGCAGUUUUACAGGCACUAGAAGUCCUACCAGUAGCUCCACCACCUGAGCCAAAACCCUUGACAGCAGAGGAAGUGAAGCGGCUUGAAGAGCAAGAGGAGGAUACAUUUCGUGAACUUAGAAUUUUCCUAAGAAAUGUUACUCAUAGACUCGCUAUUGACAAACGCUUCAGAGUAUUUACCAAGCCUGUUGAUCCUGAUGAGGUUCCUGAUUAUGUCACUGUAAUAAAGCAGCCUAUGGACCUAUCAUUAGUCAUCAGUAAAAUUGACCUACAUAAAUAUCUGACUGUGAAGGACUACCUGAAAGAUAUUGACCUCAUCUGUAGUAAUGCUUUAGAGUACAACCCUGACAGAGAUCCUGGAGAUCGACUUAUCAGACACAGAGCCUGUACUCUAAGAGAUACUGCCUAUGCAAUAAUUAAAGAAGAACUUGAUGAAGAUUUUGAACAGCUAUGUGAAGAAAUUCAGGAGUCUCGAAAAAAGCGAGGUUGCAGCUCUUCCAAAUAUGCACCAUCUUACUAUCAUGUGAUGCCAAAGCAGAGCACAACUUCUGUUGAUGGUAAAAGAUCAGACCCAGAGCAGAGUGAAAAGCUGAAGAUGCUCAAUGCCCCUGUAGCCUGUAGUACUCCUUCACUUUAUACUGCUCCAUCUAAGAAAAAGAUUCGGAGAAAGAGUAAGUGGUACUUUGGCACCAUAAAAAAAAGAAGGAAGAUUUCUCAAACCAAAGAAGAUAGCAGAAAUACGGAAGAUGACAAAAAUGAGAGUGAUGGAGAUCAAGAAAAUCACGAUACCAGUAUAGAUCAUAAUGAGGCUGAAGUCACAGGAGAGUCUUCAAUGGAAGAAAAUGAAAAACAGCAAAAUGGUUCUGAAAAUAAAAAUGAGGUGGAAAAUAAAAGUAUUUGUGUUACUUGUGAUGGUGUUAAUGAGCCUGAGAAGGAGACAAAGAAGACUGUAAUAAAUACAGAAUUGAGAAAAGAGAGGAUAACUUGCAAUGGAGAAAUUACAAACUGUCAAAUAAUGGAAUAUUCUGAAGAUGCUGAGGCAAAGGAAGCCUGUGUUCUUAGGAUGACUCGGGCCAGACGUUCCCAGGUCGAACAGCAGCAGCUUAUCAGUGUUGAGAAGGCUUUGGAAAUUCUUUCUGAACCCACACCCCCACUUAUUGUGGACCAUGAACAGCUAAAAAAUCUUUUAAAGAUUACUGUUAAGAAAACUCAAGAGUACAAUAUAUUUCAGUUGGAAAAAUUAUAUGCAAUAAUCAGCCAAUGUAUUUAUCAACAUCGCAAAGACUAUGACAAGACACAACUAAUUGAGAAAAUGGAGCAAGAAAUCAAAAACUUUAGUUGUUCCAAAUCAUGAAGUUGUGAAAUUCAGCUUUUUUCAAUUUGACAUCGUUUCAUUCACUUUUGUUAUCUUUGCACAGCUUGUGCAAGAUUGAAUUUCCACAUAUUUAAGAUAUAUUGUUAUUAAAAUACUGAUAAAUAAAGUAUUUAAAUUGUUUUUAAUUUUGUAUGUGUGAGGUGGGUGUUUAAAAGUUGAUUUUGAUAAAUAUUAAACAGUUUGAGUCACAACAAGAUUGUUUAAUAUUUAAUGCUGCAACGUUUAAACUCAAAGUACUCUGCAGGUCUAUUAAAGUUGUUUUGAUAAGUUUAUUUCUUUGUCAGAGGCCAUCGUUCAUUGGAUUUAUGACCCUUUUGCAUAAGAAUAAUUAAAGGUGGAGAUCCAUUAAUAACAAAUCUGUUAUCGACAUUUAAAUUUCCCGAGACUUAGAUUUGGCACUGUUAAUUUUGUCAUUUCUUUUUCUUAAUGGUGUAAAUUAAAUAGAAAUAUUAUGUUGCAUUGUGGCCUAUUGUUGACCUCUGUUCCUUCACCUUUUUUUGUCCCUCUGUCAUCUGCAUUCUGUAACUUUCCUUACCUCAUUACCCAAGAACCAAUGUUCAAGCUUAAGAUUUGUGGUAAAGCUCUGAAUAUGAGAGGUAAAAAGCUUUACAACAGUUUUAAACUUGAACACUAAAUUAAGAUAUUUGUAAAAUAUGCAUUUUCAUAAUUCUAAUUUAGGUUUUAUAAAUAUCCAUGUUUACAUUUCCUUAUGUAUUUACCUUUAUCAUAUUUUGUGUUGACUACAUUUUUGAUGUUUUUUAAAAACAUGAUUUAGAUUUGAAAUCUAAGCUUGUGGCCUUCAAAUUUUUUGUUUAGACAUCAUCAUAAAGAUACUUUGUUGUAUACAGUUGUAUAAAUGUUACACAUUUUGAUAUUUUGUAUUAAUGAUACCAAAAAUAAAUUUCCUGGCAUCUAUAAAUGGUUAAAAUAUUUACUACAGUGCAUAUUCACUUUUUGAAAAUGUUAAUCCCCAAAGUUGCUUCUAUAAGAAGCUAAAAAAUUUUCAGAUUAGUGUGGGUGUUUUUGUGGGGAUAGGGAAAGUAAGUUUUAGUAAAGCUAUUCUAUAUAAGGAGAGAAUUAUUUGGACUUUUAGUCACUCUUUAUGUAAUGGUCAAUGUUAUACUGCCUUUCAUUCAGAUAUCAUAUUUGAACCACCUGGUGACUGAAAGUCUUUUAGAAACCAGUUUAUCACCUUUAAAUUAGUUGUUACUGCCUUAAGUAUUUAUAUAACCAGCUUUAAGCAGUACUAUACACCUGAAAAGGUUUUCCAAAAAAAAAUGUACCUGGAUAUAAAUAUUUUGCUUGUACUGAAAUUUUAUAUAUAAAUUAUUACUUUUCCAGGUACAUAUUUUGUAAC
Molecule: messenger RNA, 5859 nt
Organism: Dromiciops gliroides (monito del monte)
Lineage: Eukaryota; Metazoa; Chordata; Mammalia; Microbiotheria; Microbiotheriidae
Gene: ATAD2
Product: ATPase family AAA domain containing 2
Exons: 28
Coding region: 279-4481 (1400 amino acids)
Biological process (GO): positive regulation of transcription by RNA polymerase II
Cellular component (GO): nucleus
Molecular function (GO): histone binding; chromatin binding; ATP binding
Source: RefSeq, a predicted model, not a curated record